AUGCUUGCCAAGGAGGAGGGCCACUUCCUGAGGGGUUGGAUUGAAGUUCCUGAACACCUGCUUGACAUGAUCGAGCCAGGUGUCGGGUUCGUUAUCGUCCCAAGCCCUAAUGAGGCCGCCCAUACUGUGGAGUUCCUACUUGCAUCCUUCUGCCUCGUGGCCUUGGCCAUGGGACGCCCUGAUGGUUCCCAUGCCCCUGAGGGCUACGGAUACAAAGCCCCUAAGCAUCAGCAGAGCUACCAGGUAAACCUGACAUUUUUUCGAGGGGUGAGGCCAUUCGACUACUCCUACGUCGUCAAGGACGCCUACCAAAACCUCGACUUCGGUCACAAGUCCACCUCCGACGGGAAGGUGGUGACCGGCGACUACCACGUCCUCCUCCCCGACGGUCACAAUCAGACCGUCGUUUACACCGCCGAUCACAACGGCUACCGGGCUCAGGUUGCUUACCACGGAGAAGCCAGGUACCCCGAAGCCAAGCCCUAUGCCCCUGCCCCAUCCUACGACGCCCCUAGACCCACUUACAAAGGACCUGCCCCAGUCUAUGGAACUCAAGCUUCUACUUACUGA
Molecule: messenger RNA, 570 nt
Organism: Macrobrachium nipponense
Lineage: Eukaryota; Metazoa; Arthropoda; Malacostraca; Decapoda; Palaemonidae
Product: pro-resilin-like
Exons: 3
Coding region: 1-570 (189 amino acids)
Cellular component (GO): extracellular matrix
Source: RefSeq, a predicted model, not a curated record